GUUUGUGCGCAUGGCUGUAGCUGUAAAGUGGCCUCAGCCAACUGGGCUAUUCACCUGUCUCACCUGACAACAGGUGGCUAACACUGGAGCGCUGCCUAGUCACUUCCUUGAACACCGCAGCGGGUUUGUUUUGUCAGGCUUCCAAAAGAUGUACGCUAUUUGCUUAUAUUGAGGCAAAUUUACGAGUUUCAGUCCAGUUUUGAAAACGGUAAAAAGUAAGGUGUUGGUUUGCUCCUACCGGUGGAUUCCUUAAAACAGGUUUCGUCACUUUCCUGUAGGUGUCCUGCCCUUAAUGGCAGUUUAAUGCUUUACAUAUUGAUUUGCCUGCUGUGAACAGGGACAUUCACGAAACUUGUAGUUUUUCUGCUUAAUGUUAAGCUGUGUGGUUGUACAUUAAGAAAAAAAAUGCUGCUAAUAAUCCUUCUGUUCUAUUAAUUUCAUUUCCUGACGAGUUUCAAAUACUGGAAAUACUUGUAUGUCCUCUUUUUGAAUUCAUUGUUCUUUUUUUCUAUUGUCUGCAUGUGUUGCUUUGUGGGGUGGAAAGGGUAUUCAGGAAAAGUUUAAGUUUUUUUUUUACGGUGCUCUAUGACUGAUUUGGACCCCAUCUCCAUUCAAGCCACAAGGGCAUCAAUGCGUUUCCUGCUGCUCUUCAGUCGGCAAGGGCGUCUGCGUCUGCAGAAGUGGUACACGGCUAUAUCAGAGCGUGAGAAGAAGAAGAUUAUAAGGGAGAUGACAACCAUGGUCUUAGCAAGGCAACCGCGCACCUGCAACUUCAUUCAGUGGAAAGACAUGAAGAUUGUUUAUAAGAGGUAUGCAAGCUUGUAUUUCUGUUUGGGCGUGGAGCAUGAGGAGAAUGAGCUUUUAGCCCUGGAGAUUAUUCACCGCUAUGUAGAGCUGCUGGACAAAUACUUUGGCAACGUGUGUGAGUUGGACAUAAUCUUCAACUUUGAGAAGGCUUAUUUUAUCCUGGAUGAGUUUUUAAUGGGAGGAGAGAUCCAGGAAACCUCUAAACAGAUUGUGAAUCGAGCCAUUGAAUCCUCAGACAUGUUACAAGAGGAUGACCACAGUGAGUGGUAUGAGGUGGAGCUGUUUGGAUGACCUUGAAUAUGGACAGACAGACCAUGGAGGAGUAUAUGAGCAAACCUGCGUUUUAGCUGUUGGGAAAGGAGGCUGUGAACUUCGUGGAGGACUCCACAACCUGGAUGUACUGUAAAUGGGUCAUGAAGUUUCUAAAAAUUAGCUUCAUUUAAUCUUUUUUUUUUUUUUUAAACUUUGGAAUGCACAGGAUUGUUUUUUGAACUCAUUUAUACUGAAUUUGAAUUAUAUUACAAUAGACGCUAAGGCUUUAGUUCUUUUUUUUCUAGAAUUAGAAUUGUGAUUUGUUCAUAUUAAAAUCAUACCUUUAAUUAAUAUAUUGACAUUUUCACUCUUAAAAAAAGUUUUUUUUUCUAGUGUGCUAUUUUGACUUUCACUCUAUUAAAAUGUUUUUUCAAGUGUACUAAGAUGUUUCACUCAAAAAUUUUCAUUAUGCCCAAUUAUGAAAUAUUUUUUACAUUUUGUCAUCUAUAAACCUUACAACAUUUGAGAUUUUUGGCUGAUAUAUUGAGCACCUGUUAGUGUGAGUUUUUACAAUGCACAUUUUUGAUUAAAAUGUAUAUUUUGAUACAAAAA
This is a messenger RNA of Xiphophorus hellerii (green swordtail), 1671 nucleotides long. RefSeq names its product AP-1 complex subunit sigma-3-like. Lineage: Eukaryota; Metazoa; Chordata; Actinopteri; Cyprinodontiformes; Poeciliidae. Gene Ontology annotation, molecular function: clathrin-cargo adaptor activity. The record is from RefSeq and is a predicted model, not a curated record. The transcript has 6 exons. Gene Ontology annotation, biological process: intracellular protein transport; vesicle-mediated transport. The coding region runs from base 586 to 1098 and encodes 170 amino acids. Gene Ontology annotation, cellular component: membrane coat; AP-1 adaptor complex.